AUUUAUUUAUUUUAGAAAGCCAACGUCCCCGAAAUACACACGACGACACAACGCGGAACCAUGAAACUCCGGAACUAAAACACACAUGUUCACAAAUGUGUCCGGAAUCUUUUUCGUGUACCACCGAUCUGGAUGCGUGUGAAUUUCCAACGCCGAGAUCUGUCAAUCUGAGGAGUUGGUCAUCAUGAAACGUCUAUAUAUCGGUGGCCUGAGCCACACCAUCACUCAAAAGGAUCUGAAAGACAGAUUUGGUAAAUUUGGUUUUGUUCAGGAUGUGGAACUCCGGACCCGGAGAGAUGAUGAAGGAGUUCCUUAUAAAACCUUUGGAUAUAUCAAUUUAGAAAUUACUGAUGCUGGUUUUAAGAAAUGUAUGACUGUGUUUCUGACGGUCUUUGUGUCCCUGUCAGGUAUGACUGUGUUGAACAAGUCCAAAUGGAAAGGCGAAACAAUACAAAUUGAGCAGGCCAGAGAAACCUUCUUACAGAAAUUAGCUCAGGAGCGUCAUGAAGCUGCAGAGAAGAUCCAAUCACCAAGCGUCAACCACAAAGACAAACUCGUGGAGUCAAUGAAGGAGGCAGGGGUGGAGAACUUCCACAUGAAGGCAGCUGUUCCUGGGACAGAGAUACCUGGGCACAAGGAUUGGGUUGUGAGUAAAUUUGGACGAGUCCUCCCGGUUCUUAAUCUCAAGUGCCAAGGAAGGAACAAGUUCAUCAAGUACGAUCCGUCAAAACACAGCCACAACAUCAAGAAACUAGAGAGUUCAGCCGAGGUUCCAGACCCGACGCCCGUGUCCCAACUAACGUGGGAAAUAUCAGGCGGCGACGACGACAUCAGUAAGAAGAGGAGAGGAGAGUUCCCACCGCAGAAAACACCACUUGCUAAAAAGAAGAAAGACCGUCCGAACCAAGUCGUUGCAAACGGACAGUCCGACCGUGUGAAGUCCUCGGAGAAAGGUUCAACGGUUCUGAAGUCUAACGGCGAAACCAGACCUCCAACUAAACCUAAACAGACCUCUAAGAAACUCCAGGCGCAGACCUCCGUGUGUGUUUUUGACAGUGGCGAUGACUCAGGUGGGGACAUUAGGAUGUUGGCACAGCGGAGCACCCCGGUGGACUGCCCGGUAGUAGAUGAGGAUGAAGAUAACCUGGAGGUGGUAGGCGAUAACUACAUACCCAGAACAUUCCUUACCCAGCAGAAGAUUAAGGAUGUCUGCCAGCUUCCAGGUGGGUCUUCUGGGAAGAACGAGGAGGAUUAUGACUCAGCGGAUACUGAUGAGAUCCUCAACUCCAGAAAAACACCCAGCGGUACCAAGCAGGACCAACUGCCCAAGGCCAGUAAAACACAAGAGAAAGCUGAGGUGAAUAAGCAAACCAACAACCUGGAAACAGACAGAACUAAAGGAAAAAAGGCUAACAAAGUCCUCCCAAAAAAGGCUGUAAAGAAAGUCUUCCCUAUAAAGAAGACCCCUUCGCCAGAGAAUGAUAGUGGUGACGGUGAGGAUGACGACUCGGAAGAUUCCUACUCUUCAAAAGCCAAAAGGACUUAUAACGUCCUCCCUAGGAAAAAGGCUAUUGAGAAAUCCACUACCCCUUCAGAAUCUGAUGAUGAUGAUGAUGAUGAUUCGGAAGAAGAGAGUGAUUCUGACUCUUCAAAAGCCCAAAAGACCGGCAAGAAGGUUGUCUCUAAAAAGAAGACUCCUCCUUCAGCAUUAUCAUCUGACGAUAGUGAAUCAUAUGAAGAUACAUCUGAGGCUAGCGCCGAUUCCGAAUACGAAGCCAUGUUUACUAACUGUCAGAGGUUAGCGUUUUCACUGGACGAUCUGCAGCAGCUGGUUAAAGAAUCGUUUUUAAAAGGCUUGGACCGGGACAGUGACGACGACAAUCCGGGAUCUGAUUCACAACAACCUGGACCAAACCGAGUGUCUGAGGUGCUGGGGAUGGAACCCCGGGUUACUGCCUCUGAGGCUCCUGUACCGCUGGCUAAGACAGGAAAUGGCAACACACCGGAGGAGAUUCUGGCGGCCAUCUUUGAAGAGGACAACUGCGACGAGGUGAGAGAGAAGAAGAAGAAGAAGAAGAAAACAAAUCUGUCAACAUCUCUUCCUGCUUUCCAGGGGACCAAGGCUCUCUUAGCCACAUCGCCGCAAAGUCUAAAGAGACAAGUUGAGGAGGACGGAAAAAUGAAGACGUCCACUAAGAAACAGAAACGUGACAGAUUGUCUAAACCCAGUGCCUCAGAGGACGACGCCAAGACUGUGUCAAAACCCUCAGAAACUAAAGGCACUAAAACUCGUCCUCCUAGCAGCUCGGACAGUGAAGAUACAACCAAGUCACCAGCCCUCGGACGGAAAACGACUUCGAAAGCCGAGCCAGAGAAGAAGUCCGUCCCAGCGGCCAGCUCAACGUCCAGCAGCAGUGGGUGCUCCAGUGUGGAGUCAGAGAUGGAGGAAGAUGUACCUGCUAAAAAGACUCAGAAGGCUGAGGUGUCCAAGAAGCCCCAGACUGCUGGUGGGGUUAUAGAUGCUAAGCAACAGGACAACCAGAAACGCCUAGCUGCUCAGGAACAGAGGCAGAAGGAGGCUGAACUACAGAAGAAGCUCAUCCAGGAGGCUCUGGCUAAACUGGAUUCAGCUGCUGAUGGGAAUCACCACAUCAAGUUCAGCUCUGAUGAGGAAGAGGAUGGCGACGAGGAAGAACAUACUUCCCCUGUACCUCCCAACCCCAAGAAGACACUGUUCCAGAACAGCCAGUCCGAUGAGGAAGACUCUAGUGAUGAAGAAUCACCAGCUCGAGGAAAGCCAGGCCUUAAAAACAAGGGAUAUAAGAAGCUGGCGGGCAGCAACCUGUUUGACGACGAUGAUGAGGAGGAGGAGGAGGAGGAGAAGGAUGGGGACAGGUUCCAGAUUAAACCUCAGUUUGAAGGAAAAGCUGGAGCGAAGCUCAUGCAACUGCAGUCGAGGUUUGGAACAGAUGAGCGUUUCCAGAUGGAUCGCAGGUUUAUUGACGACGACGACGACGACGACGACGAUGAGCCAGGUGAGGCAGGUGAGCCAGGUGAGCCAGGUGAGCCAGGUGAGCCAGAGAUGGAGUCGUCUCAGCCGGAGAGAGAGUGUGAGCUGGUAGAGGAGAAGAAGAAAAGUCUAGACAUCUUAAAUCAUCUCCUCAACAUCAACGUACAACCCUCUGACCCUAAUAAACCCACAGCUAAGGGCAAGACGUUCAGAGAUAUCUCAGCGUUGCAGUAUGACCCAACCAAAGAGGAGCACGCUGCUUUUGAAACUAAGAACGACAAGCCCAAGAAAGACAGUAAACUGGCAAGGAAGAAGAAGCGGGAGGAGGCGGAGAAGCUGCCAGAGGUCUCCAGGGAGAUGUAUUACGAUGUGUCCAUGGAUCUGAAGGAGGUGUUUGGAACCUCCAAGGAGGAGAAAACGGAGGAGGAGGAGGAGAAUGUGGCCUGGGAUAAAGAAGAGGAAGAGACCAGUCAGCCUAUGGCAGUCGAUCCAGUGAUGGCGUCAUCUCACCUGUCAACCAAUGAGGGAGAGGCAUCGUCAGGCUUCAAGUUCUCGUUCUUUGGGGGUGACACGGUAGCCGAAACCACCACUGAAAAGGAGGAGUACCGUUUCGAGACGCUCAAGGGGGCCAAGGUGUCAUGGCAGGUGGACCCUCGUUUCCAGGACAGCAGUGAUGAGGAGGAGGAGGAGGAAGAGGAGGCCAAGGAACAGACUGACACCACUACACCCACAGAAGAGCCGCUGGCGUCGAAGAAAGCUUUCUUCUUUUUCCGGCUCGACGAUGAACGGUUAAAAGAGGGGCCUAAAGCGUUCUGCAGGUCAUCCAAGCUGGAGGACCAAAGAGAGAUGUGGGAGGAGAAGAGGACGGGACUCAUAGAGGAGUACCGUAAAAAACACAAGGAUGCAAGAAGGAAGCUGAAAACCUCCCAAAGAAACUGACAGGAGAUCCACAAGACAUUGAGAGAGAGGACCUCUCGUUUGACACAGUCUUACCCGACUCGAAUUGGGACUAACAACCAUGCUAGUCCCAAGACUUCUCCUCCAAUCAUAUUCUGACUUUAGGGACGUUCAUUUUAUUUUUUUUAUGUUCUAACCUCCAACUGCAAUCGUGUUACCGGCAUAGUGUAGUUUUAAUUUAUAAAGAAACAGGGCCGAUAACCAAUCAAACCAGCUCCAUUUUCCACCACUAGGGGACAGGGCCGAUAACCAAUCAAACCAGCUCCAUUUUCCACCACCAGGGGACAGGGCCGUGUCGUUUUACCUCAGAUGGUGUUAUUGACUUCCUUGAGGUGGUGUGGGGAGACUGAAGGUGCCCCUAGACGCUGGUCUCGGGUCAGUUUUUGAAUUUUCCACCACUAAUUGUUAACAUUAGGAUUGUGGGAAGGGGAAGCUGAUCCUAGAUCUGUACCUGAGGGGAAACUUCACCCUGGAGUGAUCUAAAUCCAUUUACAUUACAUAAUGAUGUGAAUCUGAUCUGUACUACAGAAUUGCAUGGUUGUAAUUGAUUUAUGUCUCUUUUUUUCUAUGGAGAAUUAAAACUCAGAAUAUCUUUC
Oncorhynchus keta (chum salmon) is the source of this 4563-nucleotide messenger RNA. RefSeq names its product nucleolar protein 8 (gene nol8). Gene Ontology annotation, molecular function: RNA binding. The record is from RefSeq and is a predicted model, not a curated record. NCBI's taxonomy places the organism in Eukaryota, Metazoa, Chordata, Actinopteri, Salmoniformes, Salmonidae. Bases 185 to 3949 code for a protein of 1254 amino acids. The transcript is spliced from 18 exons.